This is a messenger RNA of Pecten maximus, 3838 nucleotides long. Its product is annotated as dual specificity protein phosphatase 1-like. Gene Ontology annotation, biological process: protein dephosphorylation; negative regulation of MAPK cascade. The transcript has 4 exons. Bases 133 to 1245 code for a protein of 370 amino acids. Gene Ontology annotation, molecular function: protein tyrosine/threonine phosphatase activity; MAP kinase tyrosine/serine/threonine phosphatase activity. Lineage: Eukaryota; Metazoa; Mollusca; Bivalvia; Pectinida; Pectinidae. Gene Ontology annotation, cellular component: cytoplasm; nucleus. The record is from RefSeq and is a predicted model, not a curated record.
UAUAGGCGCUUGAUUUACAAGCAGUUUUAUGAAUGGGCUACGACCACAACUCGGCUACAUUCCAGUAUUUACCGAGCAGACGGCGAGAUAUCCACACAUACGCUAGUACUACGAGUGACAUAUCACUAUACUAUGGCUUUUAGAGUGAAUGUUUAUCAACUGAAGCAGGUGAUGGAAAACGAAAUGGUGAAUUCUAAAACAGCUAGUAAAGUAUUAAUUGUAGACAGUCGGCCAUACAUAGCGUACAACGAAGAGCACAUCACUGGGGCUUGUAAUAUGUACUGUCCCCCAAUUCUAAAGAGGAGAUUCGCAAAUGGUGGUCAGGUCCACCUAGAAUCCAUGCUAGGAGUGGAAACAAAAAACAGGCUCAUCUCCGGACAAUUUUCUACCAUUGUAGUGUAUGACCAGGAAGGGCCGUGUCUCCCUACACUAAACGCCAUCAACAACAACAGUUCGGGGGUUGAUACCUCCGAUCUCAUCAUCGUCUACCAUACCUUAUGCAAGCUCGCCAAAGAUGCAAAGUGUUUAAUCCUGAAAGGUGGAUACAACACAUUCAAACAGCAAUUCCCGUCACUAUGCACCAAACAGUGCCAAGAGGACUCCAUGUCCACCACCGCCUCCAAUACUCCACUCUUCCACAACAUCUCAGUUCCGUCGGAGCCGGUUGAACUCUUGGCCCAUCUCUAUAUUGGUAACGCCCUGAGCGCAGCGGGCAAGGACGUUCUGCUGACACAUGGUAUCACCGCCAUCUUGAAUGUUUCAAACAAUUGUCAGAAUCAUUUUGAUGCCGACUUCCGAUAUAAGAACAUCCCCGUCGAUGACAACCCCCUGGUUGACCUUUCUACGUGGUUCACGGAAGCAAUAUCGUUCAUAGAUGAAGUCAAGCGUCAGGGCGGUAAGACCCUCGUGCACUGCCAGGCCGGAAUCAGCCGAUCUGCUACGAUCUGUCUGGCUUACAUCAUGCAGAGCCAAUGUCUUAGUUUGGACGAAGCUUUCGAAUUUGUUAAGUCUCGCCGGAGCGUGAUUUCACCAAACAUAAGUUUCUUGCAACAGCUUUUGGACUUCGAGAAAGAAAUUCAAACGCGGAAUAAUAAAAGGAAAUACUCGCCUCCAGCAUCUCCAUGUCGACUUGUGACAUCUUCAUCACCGGCAUUUUCUUUCUUCGGUCAUGAAGAAAUACCACCGACCACCAUAUUGCAUAGCCCUGUGCAACUGCUGCAGAGUCCAGUACUUACCUUCACCUGAGAGUUUGACGUACACCCCAGUACCCAGUUAUCCAGGUGAAAACCACAUUGAUCAUUUUGUGGAUUUGUAUCCUUCAGUCGCUACAUUUAAGGCGGACUCGAAUCUUCAAUUGGAAUAUUGAAGAAAGAACGGCAGUCAGUUUUGAAGUGUUAUUUUGAUGGCAUGCGCGGUGACACAGCAAGAAGAAUAUUUGGAAUGUUUGGAAUCUGCCGCACAGCAAAGGCGAUUGUGAAAUGUCUAAUGCCGAGAAACGAAUGCAGGCCAAUGAGGCCAUUGAGAAAGGUACGGACUUGUUGGUGCUGUAGUUACUAUAAAGACACUUAGGUUAUGCUAGUUGCAUUCCAUAUUAUGUUAUACGGGUUUUAUACAGACCUAUGUAUACCGGAAGUCAGGGAACUGCAGAUGUUACGAGCUACGAUUGACAAACAGUUGAGAAGGUUAUAGCAGUGUUUUGACACGAAAUACUUUAUCGAUACGUUAUCGUUGUCAGACUAAGCUUAGCCAGGACACGGAUAUUUUAAUUGAAUAUCGAAUUGAAAUUAUGGUGCAAUAUGGCCGGAAGUAACUUUCAGGUCGGAUGUAGAUUUGUCACAUGAUUAAUAUUUUAUGCACUUUUUUUACCUUGUCUAGGGAAACCGUCAUGUUUUAAUAAUGUGUAUUUUUAUAUGUAACUGCAAUAAUAAUGAUAAUAUCUCCGAAAAAAACUCCACAUUGUAAAGCAAAUAAACCGGAAACUUUCGUUUCGGGAUCUUUUUUUUAAAUUAAAUAAAUCAGAAAAUAUAGAAUGCAAUAUUUGGAUGUUUAAAAGAAGGAUUAUAUUACGUUACAGUAAAAAGUUGAAAUUCAUAACUGAGUAUUUUUGGACAUGGUACAGGUUGUUUAAAACCGCUCCAUACUUUAUCUUAUCCAUUUUUCGCCCCAUGUAUUCUUAACUAUGUCCGAAGAUUUGUGAAUACUUAAUCCCAGAUGAACAAAGAUUCGAUAAGAAAAGACACGUAUUUUUAACCCACUAUCAGUAUAUGGUGGGUUACGCAAAUCGCCUUUGGUCAGUGGUCUAUCCUUGCACUAUUUCUCAGAAAAAGUACUAGAGACGUCUUAGCUUCCUGGAAUUCCACCAUGUUGCUUAGUUACCAGUCAGUAUAAUACAUUUUCGAACUGAUUGGUAACCAGGACGGCCGACAAGCAGACAUCUUAGAUUUGAGAUUUGAAGUUCGAGCUGUAUCUCGGACAAUGCAGAAGACAUCUUUAUGAAAUUUCAUCUAGUUAUACAAACUACAUUCUGGGUGUUAUUGGAUACAAACAUGACCGACAGACAGUCAUAUUGGAUUGAAAUGUAAUUAUUUCUCAUGAUAUAAAAUAGUCAUUUGUAUGUAACACGCGGUCCUUAGUGAUAACUUAGAAUCCGACUAGAAUAACCUAGACACUGCUGGUCUUGAAGUUUGUUCCUGUUCUUUCCCAGAUGUAUAAUGCAGGUUUUAUUUUCGGAAACAGAAGUGGUGGUCAUCUUACUAGUAUUUUUUUCGGACAGAUUGAAAGAACAAAAAUAGUCACGGUUAGUCAAAAGAGCAUAGGAAUACAAGAAAUAGUCAUAGAUGAAUAAGAAAAAUCGUUGAAACUAAGAGUGUACACAGAAUCAAAGACCAUGCACUGGUGUGCGCCAUCUGUCCGGGAUCUCGGUGUUGUGAUAUUAUCUGUAGGCCUACUGUGAUAACUGUCCUACAGUUGAUUGAUUCAGUCCUGUUGGGGAAUCAAUAAUUUGUAAUUUUGUAGAUGUAUGGUUACAUUAUUAAUUUAUUUUUCGUAUACAUGUUUAUUUGUUGUGUUUAAUAAAAAUGGUGUAGAUAGAUUUUAUAUUAAAAAUAUAAAAUUAUGCACGUUUACUCUUCUCUGUGAAGAUGAUGUAAUGACACUGAUGUACUUCAUACCAGGGAAAGGUCGUCAAUGCAGACAGCAGAGCGUUCAUUAUCAAAAUUUUCGUUUCAUAUCAAAUUCAUUAAAUGUGCACCAAUCUAUUUCUACAAAAAAUACAUUUUCAGACAUCGUCCCUUUGACUAAUUAUGUAUUUCAUACGAAAACAAUGCGCACAUUUUCAAAGUCACUACUAGUAUACAUGUAUCUUUCAAAGUCUUGUGUAUAUUUUAAUACGGGAUAGGAUAGGUAAAUGUUGUAUAUCCUUUUAGGCGUAGUUAAUAAGGCGCGCGACAUGGAAGUUGAAGGGGUUCAAGGUGAUGAGUAUCAUUUGAGAAUGCAUACGAUCUUGAAAAGCCUUGAAUUCUGCCAUGUGACCUUGACAUGUCCUUGAAUUUUUGGUCUGUGUCCAUUAAGCUUGAACGUCAAUGAUAGAUUACAUAGUGAUAUGUAUUUUGUUAAAAAAAAAACAUUGAUGGCAUGUUUUAUUUGAAAUGUACAGGUAAAUUACGAGUUCGAUAUUUGUUUUAAAAAUCUCUAUUUUGAUACUUGUAUUGUGGGGUCGCCGGUUUGAGAGAGUUCAAGGUCUUGAUCAAAGAAUCAUUAUAUCUCGGCAACUCCACAUUGUGCUACACUGAUGUCUCUUCAAUUUUUGACUUUGAAGGUUGAAUAAAGAUUAAAUGAA